ACGUCAGGGGAUUUCCAGACUGUUAAAAUCUGUUUAAAAAAAACAGAGAGAUUUGUUAACGUAGUGGCAGAUCAAUCUGGCGUUCACAUCACAAGCCGCGGAAUGCAAGACAGUUCAAUUUAAUGAUAUGUCGUCGUUGAUAGUACAAGAUUAAGAAGUUAGACACGUGUCACUGGAUCAGACGCAGUACGGAAAACUUGUGGAAAGCACGAAGAGGAAGCGAGUCCAUUACUGUCUGUGUUGUUAAUGUCAGCAUUACACAUAAACACUCGGAACAGAUUCGUAUGUUUGCAAAAUCCGAUUUCAACGCCAGUGUCAAUAUCGCAUCGUGAUUACAGCAAUUUAAGUCGGGUAAAAAGAAAAGCAAGCUGACAUCACCGUCGACUGGUCCGAAGAAAAAAUAAAAACUGUUAUUUAUUUAUUUUAAUUCGGGUUAUUAAUAAACUGCAUAAUACAGUAUACAAACUAACAUGAAAAAUAUGAGCGGAGAAGACGGAGAUGCCCAUACCUGCACGCCCCACACAGAUGAUUCCAGGACCAGUGUAGUUGAUCACAGUGCAUCUCAACUGCAAGACCAUGACGCAGAGCUCGAAUUAAUCAACGAAUAUAUCAAUGAAGAUGAAGGCCUGAAACCAUUGUUGCCUGGCCCACCACCACCACCCACUCCACUGCUGGAGACGCUGACAACAUCACAACUCAUACCCAGGAGCACAGAGUGUGUCAGCUCACCACAACCACAGCCAAUCGGAGACGCAAGCUAUUCGCAUCACAGCUUCGGACUGGUGACCGGCGGGGCAGUGAUGAAACGUCGGUCAGGGGCAGGGCCCCCCCCCCAGCUGGUAGCCCGGGGCACCGCACAGCGCAGUGGCACCAGGAGGCUGGUCCAGCGGGGGGGGCAAGCAGGGUCCUGUGGAGACACGGGCACUCAGGGGCUGGAGGAGUUCUUGAACCUGCCCAAGCUGCUGAUCACAGAGCAGCCCAAGCAGAGGGGGAUGCGCUUUCGCUACGAGUGCGAGGGUCGCUCUGCAGGCAGCAUCCUGGGGGAGUCGAGCAGCGAGCAGAACAAAACCCUGCCCAGCAUUGAGAUACAAGGCUGCAUUCAUCAGGUGAAGAAGGUGAAAGUGACAGUCUCGCUGGUGUGUAGAGACAUUCCUUACAGACCUCACCCGCACAGCCUCGUGGGUAAAGACUGCGAGGACGGGGUCUGUGUGGUGAGCUUCAGCCCCCGGACCAACAGGAAGCACAGCUUCUCAAACCUCGGGAUCCAGUGUGUGAGGCGGAGAGAAGUUGAGCCAGCGCUUGAGAAGAGACGCAGCCAAGGCAUCGAUCCAUUCAACACUGCCCAGUCGAGAAGCAUCGAUGAUGUGGAGAUGAAUGUGGUUCGCCUGUGCUUUCAGUGCGAGGUGCUGUUCGAUGAAGGAAAUAAAACCAAUUUGACCCCUGUGGUAUCUGAACCUGUGUUCGACAAAAAGGCCACAACAACAUCGGAGCUGAAGAUUAACCGAUUGAACACUGCCCGAGGGCCGUGCUCCGGGAAGACCGAGAUCUACCUGCUGUGUGACAAGGUGCAGAAAGACGAUAUUGAGAUUAUCUUCAGUCUGGAGGGCUGGGAGGCGAAGGCGGAGUUUGCCCAGACUGACGUCCACAGACAGAUCGCCAUCGUGUUCAAGGCCCCGCCCUUCAAUGAGCUCGACAUCACCGAGGAGGUGGAGGUCAACGUGCAGCUGCGACGCAUUUCUGACCAGAUGGACAGCGAACCUGUCAAGUACACCUACUUCCCUGAAAACCAGGAUCCUUAUGAUGUGAACAGGAAGAGGAAAACGGCACGCUCGAAGUUGAAGGUAGAAAUCGACGAGACAGAACAAACCACCCAUCUGCCAGAUCCUUUUCCUCCCAAUGACUGGUCUGCACAUCAGCCAUUAAACCCUCCGCAAUCAGAUAACACAUUUCUUGAAAAUGCAUUCCUCAAUAAUUAUCUUAAUGAAUCCACAUUGCUCGGGGACAUUCAGCACAACUUGACCCAAGAGCAAGAUGCACUUACUUGGGCUCUCUUAGAAAAUCAAGAGAUGCAGGCCUACAAUGAUAUCCAUCUGGGAGGGGAAAAUGCCAUGAGCUUAGCUGCUACAAUGAACAUGUGCAUCCACGCCCUGGGAAAAACAAGCGACCCUUUCAACCAACAGCACGGAUACUUGGAUCCUUCCUUCCAACCAACACCCGUCAUGGACCAUCAGUUUCAAGCAUGUCCGAACUACAACCUCACCAUGAACGGGAACAUUGAGUCAAGCCUGGGGCAAGGUGCCUUUGCAGGGUACCUGGAGCAAAACCUCAGACCCGCCGAUGAGAAGGUGAACACCAAUGUGCCAGAGAAGACGGAGAAACCAUGACCAGCUGCAGCUGGAGUUUUAUCUGUGAUUGUUUGUUCAUAUUGACACUUCACUCAAGGGAUCGUCAAUUGUAGCUGACAAUGCUGUUUGGUUGGCAAUCUCAAGGCACCAGAAGACUGAACUAUCAAGAUUGGUGCCUGAGCUAAAGCUAAGAGAACUGUACUUGAGGAACUGUAAGGCUUGGCUGCUUUAAGAUGGAUUCGGAUAGGAUUGGGCAGGAUUUGUCGACCCAAGCAAGCAAGCAAAACAACAGGGGGACCACAGAUUCUGUUGGUGAUUGUUUAGCACGGCUUUUGUAAGAUUUCCAUUACACGAGAGUAGAUGUUAAAACUUCAUGCUGAUUUGAACUCGGCUCUCGCCAAGAUAAGCACCAACUAAUAGAAUAUAGUCACAGCUACAGUUCAAUUUCUGUAUUCUUUGUUUAAUUGUUUUAUUUAAAUUACUUAAAGUAGUUUUUUAGACCAUUGUAAGUGCACUGUAAAUAUUUUAAAAGCAUAAAAAAACGACAUUUGUUUCUGUUUUUUUUUGUUUGUUGUUUUGUCAAGGGUAGCUCUUCAGGAAUAGUUUUGAAUGGCUACUGAAAUUGCUAUUAGAAGUCACAUCCUCACUGGGACAGAACUGCACUGAUAAGAUCAACGACAAAGUAUUCUGAACGUUUAAAUCACAGCAUGUUUGAUAAAAACAAAUUAAAAGCAAUAGCGUCUUGCUUUAUCUGUUUGUGUUCCUAAGUGUUUGGUGGCUCUCCCUCUAAUCAAGUUGAGAGUCCAAGACUAAAGGUAGCCACCAAACACUUAAACGUACAAGAACUAUAUCUAUGAAAAUAACUUUUAUUUUUUUUAAUGUUCGUAUAUUAUUUCCAAAUUUAAACAAGCGUCUGAAUAUUCUUUAUAAUUAGUACUAUAUUACAUUAAAAAGUUGCUUCCUUUG
This is a messenger RNA of Acipenser ruthenus (sterlet), 3311 nucleotides long. RefSeq names its product transcription factor RelB-like. The record is from RefSeq and is a predicted model, not a curated record. Gene Ontology annotation, cellular component: cytoplasm. The coding region runs from base 471 to 2384 and encodes 637 amino acids. Gene Ontology annotation, biological process: non-canonical NF-kappaB signal transduction; inflammatory response; cellular response to stress. The transcript is spliced from 12 exons. NCBI's taxonomy places the organism in Eukaryota, Metazoa, Chordata, Actinopteri, Acipenseriformes, Acipenseridae. Gene Ontology annotation, molecular function: RNA polymerase II cis-regulatory region sequence-specific DNA binding; DNA-binding transcription factor activity, RNA polymerase II-specific.